CAUUCCCCUGGAGCAAUGACGUUAGAGAGAGUCCUGAAGGACCUGGGGACCGGCUUCCUGAGCCUGGAGAGGGGCUUCGUCUUCGGUCCCCAGGGGCAGCUGCUCCGGAGGAACAUCGAGGAGCUUUGGUACAGGCACUGCGUCGUUCAGCCGCCUUACAAUGUCUUUCUGUCAGCCCCAGACAGGAUCUCCGAGACCCUGGGGACCCUCUGGAGGGCGGGGGCUCUGCAGAAGCCGUUCGGAGUGGCCGUCCUGGAGGAGGCGAGGACUUCUUGGAAUGGGAGCGUCCUCCCCGAGGGCUGCAGGGUGCCCUCCCACAGCCUGGGCAGGGUCACGGUGGUGACCGAGGCCACUGGGGCCAAGGACCUCUACCACAGGAAGCAGAGGGAGAGGAAGGUCUGGUGGAGGAAGUUCUCCAGGGAGCCCAAGAGGUUCCAGUUCACCGAGGCCAGGAGGAUCAGCAAGAGCAAGGAGGUCAUUGAGGUCCAGGCCCAGUUCGCAUUUGGGGGCGUUGUGCUGGAGACCAUCUGCUAUCAGCAGGAUGCCAAGAGGAUUUUUAAAGAGCGAAACGAGAUUGAAAAGUUCCUGGGCAAUGUCCACACAGUCGAGCACACCGCAUCCCUAGACUGGGCCUGUCUAGCCUUCCUCUGCGACGCCUACACUCCCGCCGACGCCACCACCCCCUGCCAGCUAAAACUCCACCCAAAGUUCACCCCCUACAAAGUGGGAUUCCAAAUCCACCCCCCUGACGACCCGGACUCCAAGUCCCAGGAAAAGUCUCGUUUACUCCUCUACUUGAACAACCUCGUGAAGGCGGAGGGCAUCGAAACAGUGGUCACAACGAGUGAAUGCGGCCUGACGGCCCUCCAGGUCCCCCUAGUCGUCGUCGUCGACGACACCACCCUUCAGAACGGCCUCAUCAGGGUCUGGAGCCAGCUGACAACUCUCCACGAGACAAUCCACAUAACACACCUCACAAAAUACGUGUCAGCUCGAUGCAGAUAAUAAAAAACACAAUUACGUUGUAGUCAUUAUUUUAAUUAAUUACUUUCAAUAAAAAUAGAACAACUUAAACAUUAGGGGCAGACAGAAA
This is a messenger RNA of Diachasma alloeum, 1093 nucleotides long. It is a transcript of the gene DNApol-gamma35, whose product is annotated as DNA polymerase subunit gamma-2, mitochondrial-like. The record is from RefSeq and is a predicted model, not a curated record. Lineage: Eukaryota; Metazoa; Arthropoda; Insecta; Hymenoptera; Braconidae. Bases 16 to 1005 code for a protein of 329 amino acids. The transcript has 2 exons.